AUGGAGCCCCAAACACAGGCAUUUGGCGUUGGUAUUGACAGUCAAGUUGGGGUUUCACAAACCACCUUCACGACCACAACCGGCGUCUUCUUCGCCCUCGCCCUCCUCUCCGUGCUCGUCCCAACCACACUCGGCCUCCGAACAAAAUGGACGCCCUCAUUCGCCGACUACUCCCUCCAUGCGGGCGCCAUCUUCCUCUCCGGGGCCGCGGGCCUGCUGUACAGCAUGUCCGAUAACCUCUACUACCUCGCAGCGGCUGCUGAAUACACCCCAUCAUUAGCACAGCCCAACCCGGUAAGCUGGAAGGAGGCCAGCGCGGUAGCCGUGGAUGUUAUGAAGCGGAGCGAGGCGUUCUCGAUCUUGGCUUGGACGUCGGUGUUUGCGGUCCGGUGUUCGCUCCUCGCUGUGUCUGGGAAGCGGUACGGUGCUGGUGAGCCAUGGCUGCGGCAGUACUCCUGUGGUGCGACGGUUGUGGCUGUUGUGUCGUGGCUCGUGUGUGUUGUUGCCAGCCCGUUUGUGGUGUCUUGUGUACUGGGGGUUUGGGUCUUUUUAGGUGGCCAGAUAACGCCGCUCUUCGACACGUACACCCCUUUGUCAACUGCCACUACCGCUCUCGAUGUCCUGACUGCCAUUGCCAUCAUCAUACUCGAGCUCGUCCAGCUCUCCCGACGUCGAUCCCAGCGAUUCUCGGAUGCCGAAGAAAUCCAUACGACGACGACGACCACGACUAAGCCACAAACCUCUCAGCCCAUUCCAUUAAGCCUGUUCUUCCUCCUCUCGCUCGCCGGUAUCUCCUUCGCCGCCGUGCGUGCCAGCACCCCCUCCGCCGCUACCCACCCGCCCCUGCUCCCCUGGAUCAACUUCUGGCAGUUCCUCGAGGCCUGCACCACCAUCUGCGCGGGCGCGGCCUUGUCGAUGGCCGUCCCCAAUCACCAAACACCAUCCCCACCCGCCGCGGACGAAAACGAGACGGCAGAAAACGAAAACACCAUCCACCCAUCCAACGCCACCUACCCCACGCGCACGCACACCAAGGACGAGAAGCAAACCGGGUGGAACAUCACAACCUGGGCCAUGGACAGGAAAGCCAGCGCCAGCACAGUCGGCGCGAACGAUAUCGCCCAUACACACUCCUUCACGGCCAAAAAGCAUGGACAAUACCAUCAAGAAGAAGACGACGCCAUCGGCCCAUUAGCCACAUCACCACGCGACAAGAGCACCAGAGACACACCCACUCCCCGUCGGCCCCCAAUCGCAUACCACUACCCCACCUGGACCCCCCAAUCAACCCAAGACCAAGAAGCCGUCGAGGCUCAGAUGGCCGCCGGCCAGACAUUGGUGUGGUGUGAUCCGCUGCUGCGAAGGGCGAGUCAGACUAGUUUUGGGGGGGUCACGUUGAUGGACCGGAGGGGGUCCGAACAGACUGCGUCGGGACAGACGGGGCCGGGGCAGACGGGGUCGGGGUAUCCGAGGCAUGGGAGUGUUUCUUCUGUUAGGAGUUAG
This is a messenger RNA of Dichotomopilus funicola, 1503 nucleotides long. RefSeq lists its product as uncharacterized. Lineage: Eukaryota; Fungi; Ascomycota; Sordariomycetes; Sordariales; Chaetomiaceae. The record is from RefSeq and is a predicted model, not a curated record. The transcript is spliced from 4 exons. The coding region runs from base 1 to 1503 and encodes 500 amino acids.